This is a messenger RNA of Actinia tenebrosa (Australian red waratah sea anemone), 3340 nucleotides long. RefSeq names its product ribosome biogenesis protein BMS1 homolog. Gene Ontology annotation, cellular component: nucleus; 90S preribosome. Gene Ontology annotation, molecular function: GTP binding; GTPase activity; U3 snoRNA binding. NCBI's taxonomy places the organism in Eukaryota, Metazoa, Cnidaria, Anthozoa, Actiniaria, Actiniidae. Gene Ontology annotation, biological process: ribosome biogenesis; maturation of SSU-rRNA from tricistronic rRNA transcript (SSU-rRNA, 5.8S rRNA, LSU-rRNA); endonucleolytic cleavage of tricistronic rRNA transcript (SSU-rRNA, 5.8S rRNA, LSU-rRNA). The record is from RefSeq and is a predicted model, not a curated record.
GCUGUGGAGACUUUAAAUUAGAUGAUGUGAGUCUACUCAAAGAUCCAUGUCCUUUACCAGACAAAGAAAAAAAAAGAAGUCUUAAUGAGAGGGAGAGAAUGGUUUAUGCCCCAAUGUCUGGUGUUGGAGGUAUAGUCUAUGACAAGGAUGCUGUAUAUAUUGAUCUYGGUGGAAGUCACUCAGCAAGAAAUCAAGCUGAACUCAGAACAGAAGAAGAACAGGAUGACAACAGGGCUGGUAAUGAACUAGUUUCAUCUCUAAUAGAUACAAAGCAUACCUUGGACAGCAAGAUGGCCUCAAGUCAGAUGACUUUAUUCAAGGAUGGAACAUCAGUCUCCAUGGAGGAAGUGGAAGAAACAAAUGGUAAACCAUCUCAACGAUUAGUCCAAAGUGAAGAUGGGCGCAUCAGACGGAAGGCAGUAUUUGAAGAUGAUAAAGAUGAGAAUGAAAGUGACUUGAGUGACGAUGAUGAUGAUGAUCAAGAAGAAGAACAAGAAGAUGAACUUGAAGAUAAUGAAAAUGUAGAAGAAGAGGACCAUAAAGACAAGGACAGUGAUGAGGAAGAGGAGAAUGACAACAACGAUGAAGAUGGUGGUACCAGUGGAAGUGACAUUGAUGACAAUAGUUUYGGAAUUUUUCAAAACAAAACAAAGAAAGGAUUAAAAAGAAAACUAAUGAAUGAAGAUGAGUAUGACUCAGAUCAAAGKGAAGUGGAAGAAGACACAAUAGAAUAUGACAUUAAACCUAAACAGAAACAAAACGAUAAARGAAAGGAAAAUGGAAUUGAAAGUAUUGAUGUGAAAGAAAAGAAAGGGAAAGGGAAAAUGAAAGAGAAGUUGGAAUCUAGUGGAGGAUUAGAAACAGAACUAAAAAAURGACAAGAAAAGAAAAAAGAAAAACAAAAGAAAUCCAAAAAUGAUAAAUCUUCAGGAAAGGAUAAAUCUUCAAAUAAGGACACUAUGGAUGUGGAUGAUGGUGAAAUUAGCUUCAAAAGAAAACAAACUAAAAAUGUAGAGUUAGAAAGUGAAUCUUCUGAGGACAGUAACGAUGAUGAUAGUGAAGAUGAUGAUUAUGAUAUUGAUGAUGAUGAAGAUGCUAUUCAUAAUGAAAGCGAUGAUGAUGAUGGUGGUGAUGGUGGAUAUUCUAGUGAUUCUGAUCAAGAAAUGCAAGAUGCUACCUUGGACAGUGUAGUGGAUUUUCCUACAGAUGUUGAAAGAGGUGAACUUAAGUGGAAAGAGAAUCUUCUUCAGAAGGCUAGUGAACUGUUCUACAAACACCAGCUGACAACACCCAACCUGCGCAAGCUGGUCUAUGGCAAGAUUAUCAAAGAAACAACAAAAGAGGACCAUAGUGAGAGUGACGAUGAACAGAGAGUUGGUGGGUUUUUUAAAGUAAAAUCAAAGCAUCAAAAGACCGAUGACAUCAUGCACCAGAGAGAUUGCUCUUUGGAGCCUGAUCUAUCUGGGAUGGACUGGGACUUAGAGGAAGUUCAUGAGAGUAUCAAGGACUGUUUCGUGACGGGAAAGUGGAAUGAAGAUGAGGAUGCUGAAAAACUGCUCAAUCAGGAUGAUGAAUUAUCAGAUGAUGAGAUAUUUGGGGAUUUUGAAGACCUGGAAACAGGAGAGUCCCAUACCACAUCAGAUCGUAAGAGUACUGGAGAUAAGAAACCUGAUGCGGAUGAGGAAGAAAACAGUGAAGACAACCAACAGAAGGAAGAAGAAAAGGAAGAAUCAAGAAUAGAAAAGAAAAAAAAGCUGAAGGCAGCAUUCAAUGCACAUUAUGAUGAAGGGGAUGAGGUAUCGUUCUAUGAAGAGCUCAAGACGCAGAUGAAUGAACAAUCUCAGUUGAACCAACGUGAGUUUGAAGACAUGGAUGACGAAACUCGAGUUCAGUAUGARGGUUUUCGCCCAGGAAUGUACGUCAGAAUUGAGUUAAAGGACAUGCCCUGUGAGUUCGUGACGAACUUUGAUGCCAAAUAUCCCGUMAUCCUUGGCGGCGUUCUAUCCAAUGAAGACAGUCUCGGAUACAUCCAGGUUCGAGUUAAGAAGCAUCGCUGGUUCAAACGCAUUCUUAAAACACGUGACCCACUUAUUCUUUCGAUUGGAUGGCGACGGUUUCAGUCAAUGGUUAUGUACUCCAUGCAAGACCAUAAUGGACGACAUCGGCUAUURAAGUACACUCCAGAACAUCUUCAUUGCACUGCRACUAUGUAUGGGCCUAUUGCUCCACCGACUACAGGAGUUUUAGCUGUACAGAAUAUUGCUGGGGCAACGGCCGAUUUUCGCAUCUCGGCCACGGGUACCGUACUAGCACUCGAUAAGACUGUUGAGCUUGUUAAAAAGCUCAAGCUGACUGGUACGCCUUUUAAGAUCUACAAAAACACUGCUUUUAUCAAGGGAAUGUUCAAUUCGGCUUUAGAAGUGGCCAAGUUUGAAGGAGCUUCAAUAAGAAGUGUCAGCGGUAUUCGAGGGCAAAUAAAGCGUGCACUUAAGUCUCCCGAAGGGGCAUUUCGAGCAACGUUUGAGGAUAAACUUCUAAUAAGUGACAUUGUGUUCGUAAGGACCUGGUACCCAGUCAGUAUACCUAAGUUUUACAACCCAGUGACGUCAUUACUCCUUCCAAACGAGGCUAAGGCUGCGUGGAAAGGUAUGAAGACAGUUGGACAACUAAGGAAAGAACAGGGAAUCAAACCAGCUGUCAAGGAAGACUCCAUAUAUAAGCCGAUUGAACGUCAAACGCGGCAUUUCAAUCCACUUGUCAUCCCAGAGAAAUUACAGAAAGAAUUGCCUUUCAAAUCCAAGCCCAAAAACGAGAAAAAGAGAACGAAAAAAUCCUUGGAGGCCAAGCGUGCUGUGGUUAUGGAGCCAGCUGAGAGAAAGGUGUACACUUUAAUGCAUCAACUACAAACGGCUAACAAGGAAAAGAUCCGCAAGCGAAAGGAAAAAAUGGAAGAAAAAAGGAAAAUUCACAAAGCAGAGUUGACCAAAUUAGAAUCAAAGCGACAACAGAAGAGAAAAGAAGAGAAAAAGAAAGUGUUCAGAAUGAUGGCACAAGCAGAGAAAAGAAAGAAACGAUCUUAAACAUCUUUAAACCCAAAGAAAAAAUGACCCAUCAUUCUAAGUAAUUUCUAAGACAAUGGUUCACCACGAUUGAACAUAACGUUCACAGAAAAUAAUUUGGAGGCCGGAUAUGAUAGUUUUGUCAACAAGACUUGGGAAAAUGCUUGUUGAUGUUUCAACUCAGUUCCGAGUAGGAUAAUAAUUAGAAAUACCACACUUGUGACGACACCCUUGAGAUUUUGUGRAUAUUAAAGAUUUACAAUCAAACAGCGGAUGUUCAA